AUGAGGCGUGCACACAGACAUUCUGACGGGCAUGGAGUCGGCGGCGUAAUGAGCGACGCCAGUGCGGUGGUGUUCGCGGUCGAAGAGGCAGCCUGCACAGAACCACAAAAAUUUAUCAGUGCAGAUCGCAACCUCAGCAGUGACGCUGGAUAUUGCCACGGUUCAGCGAACGAUGCGGCGGGGCAGGCGACGCUGCUGGAGCGCUUGUGGAGACGAGUAGAUCACCUUAUUAGCGAUAUUUCCUACACGGUUGAGGAGCGCUUCAUUAUUCCACAGAAGAUUUCUGCCAUGCCGGGCCUCAUUGAGGAAGAGGUCACCCAUAGGCAAAGCUUUUUAGUGCUUGUGGGGCACUUCAUCUCGAUCGUCAUUGUUAUGGUGAUUGCCGCCUAUUCGCGCCGCCUCAGCCAUCUGAUGAGUGGGGUGUCGCCAGUGGUGGGUGAGAUUCUGUUUUGCGCGUCACAUCUUUCGCAGGUGACUCAGGAGCAGCUGGGCUGGAGCCUUUUCUGCAAUGGCUUCCUGUCGUCCAGCACGCGUGAUUGGGCAGUGGUGGAGGGCGGGGUCAGCGGCGGUGUGGUGAUGGCCAACGGGGCAGCUGGCCAUGGCUCCAAACGGCAGAUGCUUGGAGCUAUUGGCGGUGGCGGGAUUGGUGCCAACGGCGCGUUGGCCGGUGAAUCGCAGGGCUGGGCUGGGAUGGGCAGUGGCGGUGCCGGAGGCAUGAUGGUCUUUCCGAACACGGGCGGGAGCUUAGUGCGUUACUUGUUGGGACGCAAGGCAAACAACAUGAUUCGCCACGAGUCCCUGAGGUCGUACUUGUACUCGAGCUUUUACUCACCGUCAGCAUUCUUGGUGGAGCAGACGGCGUGGUUUGUCUUGUUGGCGACGACGAUGGAUGUGGUCACGAUGCAGCGGCUAGCCGUAGCCGUCUUCUUCGCGAAUGUUGUGGGGUGGCUGCCGGUGUACUCUGUCAAGUUGUUGGCAAGACUGGGGACCGCACUGGCGGUUGUGCUCAUUUUUUCGAUUCCUUUCUACGAGGUGGAUGACACAGUGACCUCCUCAUUGGUGCAUCACUCCAUGUACCACGUGCUUUCGGCCUACUGCGUUUCCCUAUGCAUCACACUGCUGUUUGCUGAAACGCUACUGUUCGAUGAUGUGCGGCGAGUGCUCGUCCAGGGUGUCGUCACGCUACCGCAGCGGCUGCUGCGCGUAGCCGGGCAUCUCUCCGUCGCCACAAAGCUCGUGCGAGGGUGCAUGUGGCUGCGGUGCGAGUACCUUUACUUUGUCGAUUUUUACUUUUUCUUAGGGAUUAUGUGUUGGCUGUCGCUCGUUUUGAUGGAAACAGGAGCGGGGAUCUCGGUGUUUGCCACUGCAGCGUUAGUCAUUACGGUGCCGUCGUUGGUUGGCAACGGGUGGAUGGCAACGCCGAUGCGGGCGCUCAAGGACACUGUCAUUUAUGUCGGUUUCUACGUUGUGACAGCACUUCUGCUCUUCCACGUCGUGCCGUGGAGCGGGCUGGCAUUUUUGUCCAACGCUGUACAGUCAGCCGCAGUUUUGCUGCUCAUGGCCGCACGCUGCGAAUACAAGCAGCCAGGUGGGAGCGCGUACCUGAUUCUUUGGGUGACGAUGAUGUGCGUCUAUAUGUACCUGAAAUCUAGCGCGACGCGCGGGAUGUCGAGAUCUUUGGUGUGGGCCACCAACAACUCAAACUCGCGCGCGAACUUCGAGAAGGUGACGCAUGCCGUGUGGUACGGCGUGCCGGAGGUGGAGGGGGCGGUGUUCGACCUGCUUCGCAUUGUGUUCAUCGCUUUCUGGCAGUUUCUCUUUGAAGGCUUGAGUGAGGAGGGGGUCCAACUGCUGCACUUCAACGUUGUUGUGUUCGGCUCAAUGCUGUUGCUUUCCACCGCGGUGCGCGCCGUGGUCGUGGAGGGCGUGCGCUUCUCGAGCCCUGGUCAAUGGGUCUUGCCCUCAGCGGAGGCCACAAGCACACCUGCUACGGCAUCAACACCGACGAGCGCGACGGUUGCUGCGAUCAAAGGUGAGCACAACGUUGGUGCUGCACAGGUCUUUCCAGGGCGCGACUCCUCCUCCUCCCGUGGUGUAUCGAACGCCCUUUCCUGUAGUGCGCCAGCGCCCUCAUCAUUUGCAAAGAGCAAAUCCACGCAGCCGUGUGGUGGCGCAAAGGCCUCGUCUCUGUCGACUGCAAGUAGUGCAAGACGCUCAUGGCAAGCGCCCUCUCGGACUGCUGCGGCCGACGGCAAUACCUACGUCGGUGGUGCAGGCCGUGGUGGGGCAGCAACGCCAGGGGUGGCUGGAUCGGAGGAGACUGUGACGGAUACACGCGUGGCACUCAUAAAGACGACCAACGAGGGAAAGGAGGCCGCCAGAGAAGUGGAGUCUGUUCCACGAGGAGGAGGAGAGAAGUCCACGUCACCAGCGUCUUCGGUCGCCAUGGAUGAGUUCCUGACUGAGGAUCAGCGGGCACCGGCAGCGCUGGAGGGGGGGACAGUGACGUCAGGGACGCCGCAGAUUUCCGAGUGUGAUGCACAGAAGUCGAAGGGUGGUGGCGAUCCGAAGAAGCAGUCAUUCCGACCUGCGACCGCGUCGGUGGCCCAGAACCGAUGCUCGGCAGAAACAGUGGACGAAACUGCAGCGCAGAAGAGAACGCAUCCCCAGCCGAUAUGUACUCUCGACAAAAGUAGUGAGAUGGUAGCACGCGUCUUCCAAAGAGACGCAAGUAACAUCUUCAAGGAGACAUCGCGGAGUGCAUCCCUGGAGGAGAGUAUGAACUACAAUGCCACAGUGCUUACCUCAUCAAUGUGCCGCUCUGACGUGAGCUCGAUCACACCAUUUAGUCUGCAUCACGAGCAUUCCACGUGCUUCACUAGCCGCAGCUCGACAACUGUAGAGAUAUUAUGGGAAGCUCGUCGCGAACGGCAUGAAGAGGAGCCAGAAAGGGUUCCAUUACGUGAGCAAGAGCGCCCCAAGACACCAUCAUCCACCACCUCCGGUGCUUUGUCUACCCCGCACUCGAUGACAGCGACAGAGUGCGAGGGCGAAGAGCAGCGACGUCAAACAUCAAAGUACUCUUUGAAGCAGAAGAAGACGCCAGAGACGGGUACAAUGACCUGUGCGUCCCAGGGGACUGUGCUUCCACUGCCGCGCUCCCGAGUCGAAGAGCUGAAGGUGCCCGGAGUGCCUAUGACAGGACCUUCAGCGAACAGUCGCCAGAGUGAUGUGACUGAGGGGAAGGAGGUGGUGCGAGGGAAGAAGGCAGUAGCAGACGCUAGGGCACCAGGAGCUUCUGCCGGCGAAGCAGCAAGUUUAACAGCAUUUACAGUGUCGGCCGAUGCUGCUUCCGCUGCUGUGGUGAUCGAGACGGGGCCCAAGGAUGACAGAGGCAAAGCGGCAAGAGCGAAUAGCGAAGGCAAGAAGGCUGACGGAAAGGUGAAGGCGGCCGUUGGUAAGAACGCGAAGAGCAAGGCGGCGACGGAGUCACCGGCAGGAGACGAAAAGGUAGUCGCGCCCACUCUCACUCAGUGGCCCGCUCCGUUCCCACUGCCUAAGCCGCGGCACGAGCAGACAGCUGCCGCCGAGGUGUCAGCCACCGCGAUCGCGAAGGCACCAGCGGCAGCAGGAAAGUCUACCCCUGGACAGACGGCCAACGGUGAAAAACGCGGUAAGAAAGCCACAGUGCCCACCAUGUCAAACAAGGAAGGCGUGACGAAUACACGAAAGGCCGCCGCUGCUGCGCCAGAACGGACUCAGACUUUGGCCGGGGCAGCAGCGGCCACGGCGUCGUCGUCGCAGUCUGUCAUGGCAGCACCGGCGGUGUUGCCAGUGCCGUUACCGCGCUCCGCGCAGGCAGCUGACGCUGAAGGCACGGUGCAGUCUGCUCAGACACCAGCGGAGAGUGGCGAGCUGCCACUGGAGGAGCCGGUACAGCGGCUCUGGCGCGACGCGCGAUGGGCAAACGCAGUUUCACGGUUGAGCCCGGCUGUUGAAACGGAUGGGCCUGCCUGGGAGCCAGCGAGUGAGCCAAAGCAGGAGGUGAAGGGCAAACACUCAGCGACCCUCACUGCUGAUGAUGGCGAAGAGCCCGACGAUGGCUACGACCUGGACGGCGUACUCAGUUUUCUCAGGCUUAAAGUGGACUACUCUUCUGUUAUGGACGAUGAAGAGGACCGAAGCAAUUCGGUGUCGUCAAAUGCGGACGAUCGGCACAACCCCACGUCCUUUCGUCAUUUCGAGUCACCGGAGGACUCGACAGUGGCAGUGCAGACGCCGCUGACGAACGAUCAUGUGGUGAAGUGCGGCUUAUCCGGAUCAACCGACUCGGGAAUCCCUGCCAACGUGUUUAGCACUGUGCCGCAGCCAUAUGACUGUGUCAACUCUGCGCAUGGGUCGCUCGCACUGGCGCAGCCGUCAAGGAGUGAGUCGCUGAUGGAGAGCUCACAGGACACCUUCCAAGCGAUUCAGUCAGCACCUGAGUGGACAGCAAAGGGUAGUAGUUCCUUCGGCGAUCUCUGCACAAACUCCGUCGCCUCUGCCAAUAACAACAUCACCAACGCUAGUGGCAACUACGUUCCAAACGGUGCCAGCUCUCCUGGAUUUCACGUCUUCUCCAUUCACCCAAACGCGACAGGGAUUUCCACGGCCGCCUCAAGCUCCUUGUCCCCGCAGCUGCAGUCGGUGCACAUGGGCAUUGCGUCGCAUGGCAGCGCCCCGCUGUUCCCUGUGGCGAUGGAGAGCUGCAUGGAGUCAUCGGUAACUGCACAGCACAUAGACUUUAAUGCUGCGGGCACCUCGUUGGGGUAUUACCAGGUGCCCCAGGUUGCCGUACCGCCCUCGCCACCGAUGGAUUCGCGGCAGUCUUCCUCAUCGCACAUGCCGUUCAGCGUCUCUACCGUCAACCUCAGCGCAUCACCGAUGUCGUCGCUGUCAAGCCUAGGGCGAACCAACACUGAUACUGGAAUCGAUCAGAACGGGGUUCUCUCUCGCCUGCAUGUCGUUCCUAACAGUAGGAUGGCGAUGAGUGAGCAGAUGGCAAUGCAGCAGUCGCCGCAAACGAUGAUGGUGAUGAUGCGCACCCCGGAUGGGCAGAUGGGCUUGUACCCGAUGGUGUACAACCAGCCGAUGCCCCUGCUGGAUGCAAGCGGGCUGAUGCAGCAGACGCAGAGAGCUCAAGUGACUGCACAGCAGCAGCAGCCCGUGUACGCCUCCGCUCCGCUGUUGCGAGGGCAUUCUGGGAUGGUGGGCUACCAGAUAGCACCUGACGGCUCGUACGUGAUGACAACGACGCCUGAGGUAUUGCAGCAGACAAUGAGCCAGCAUCAGCAGCAUCAAGAACCACACCAGCGGUUUUGA
Leishmania braziliensis MHOM/BR/75/M2904 is the source of this 5361-nucleotide messenger RNA. RefSeq lists its product as hypothetical. NCBI's taxonomy places the organism in Eukaryota, Euglenozoa, Kinetoplastea, Trypanosomatida, Trypanosomatidae. The coding region runs from base 1 to 5361 and encodes 1786 amino acids. The transcript has a single exon. The record is from RefSeq and is a predicted model, not a curated record.